GAGGCGGAGCGGGCGCUGCGGCAGGAGCGAAGAUGGCGGACGAAGAGAAGCUGCCGCCUGGCUGGGAGAAGCGCAUGAGCCGCAGCUCAGGCCGGGUGUACUACUUCAAUCACAUCACUAAUGCCAGCCAGUGGGAGCGACCCAGUGGCAAUAGCAGCGGUGGCAGCAAAAACGGGCAGGGGGAGCCUACCAGAGUCCGCUGCUCGCACCUGCUGGUCAAACACAGCCAGUCACGGCGGCCCUCGUCCUGGAGACAGGAGAAGAUCACCCGAACCAAGGAGGAGGCCCUGGAGCUGAUCAACGGAAGUGCUGUUGGACAGUACUGGUCUAGAUCUCCUGUCGUUUCAUCGUCUGCUCAACCUCACCUUCCAGGGACCCUGGAGCCCUCCUGGCUGCUCCUACCCCACACCAUCAGUAUCUCACCCACACAGAUAGCCUAGGUUCUGGUCUGGCUCUACAGGUCCUGGCUGUGUGACUUCAAGCAAGUUGCUUAACAUCUCUGAGCCUCCAUCUUUAUCACCUGUAAAAUUCGUAUUAUAAUAAUAGGAACCACCUCACAGGGUAAUUUCAAGGACUCUGACCUAAUACAAUAAAGCAUGAAUAACAGCAUCUGGCGUCUAGUAAGUGUUCUAUAAUUACUAGCAGUCAGUGUCGUUGUUGUUAUUAUUAGCAUGGCCUGGCAAAGAGUGCAGUCUCGGCCUUUUGGCCGUUGUUUUCCUGUUACUUCAUUUGAUCCAGUACGUGGCCUAUAGGAUAUUUCUCACAUGUGCAUACACACACACAUUAUAUGGUAUUUAGUGCAGUGUAUGGUGCCUAUUGGCUUCAUAUGCAUAAGCAUUAUAGAGAGGAGCCUGGUUCUUGGAUGAAAUCUUAAAGGCAGAUUAAAGAGCUCAACUUCUGAGCUCUGUGAGGGCAGGGGCCGGAUCUAUGUCCCCACUGUAUUCCCACUGCUCAGCAACUGGCCUAGAGUCAGUUCUCAAAAUACUGUUGCACCAACCAAUAGGAAGCAGGCGGAAUUCCUGGCGGAGGAAACUGCAGAAGUAUAGCCCUGGGGCUAGGAUGUAGUCAGGGAUCUGGGGAAGGCUUUGUAGGGGUUAGACUAGGGGUGGGCCCUGGCCAGGUUGGGGAGGGCCCCGCAUGAAGAGAGGAGUUUGGGUCAUUUCCUGGAGCGUGAUCAGGAGAGGGGCCCAGCGGUACUGUGCCUUCAGGAAGGAGAACUCUGGCUGGAAUAUGAAACUGGAAGGCCCAGAGCCCAGGCUGGCUAGGUCAGCUGCUGGGCGACGUGCGUUUGGCUGCCUCUGGGUGAGAGGAGGAAGCAGGUGAAGAAAGCCCAAAGGGACUAAUGAGAUGACCUCAGGGGUCCUCCCAGCUGCGGUGGUCUGUAUUCUGAGGCUCCUGGACCUCGUCCGUGUGAGCAGAAGGCCAGGCAUGGGCAUUUGGAGAUUGAGUGCCAGGAGGUACCAUCACCAGUAGAGGGGAUGCAGCAAGAGGCCCAGCCUGGGAGAGGCUCGUUAACCUGAGGGACCUGAGGAAGAUGCAGGGAGGCAGCUGAGGAAAGGGCCUGGGCUGGAGACAGAAACACUUGGGAUAAUCCUGGUGAGACAUGGUGGAAGGCUGGGGCAGCUGGGGACAGACAGGAGGGGACAGAGUGAGUGUGGCUUGAAAGGAAAGCUGUCAGGCUGUGGGACUGCCAGGAAGUGGCAGGUGAGGGUGUCUCCCGCAAGCCUUUGGGCUCUCAGGCCUGACCUUGAGUAGAUGCAGACUCAAGAGUGUUAGCAGGAAUCGAGGACACGCCCGCCUGUGCUGAGGGCCCAGUGGAGGCCAUGACAGUAAUUGCCUCUAGAGGCAAUGUGACCUAAACUGGGUUGGGGGCCGUGGGAGUGGGGAAGGGAGCGGAUUCUAGGAGGCAGAAUCAAGAAGACUUGGUGGUAGGUUAGGUGGGCAGGGGUGGAGGUGUUCAGCAGAGGGGGGACGAGGUCAGGUCACCCAGCUGGAUUCUGGUGCCCACUGUGUGACCUCAAGCAAGUGUCUUUUUCUCUCAGAGCCUCAGUUGCCAUGUCUGUAGAGUGGGGACAGGGUAGCCAUGAAUAUGCAGGGAGGCACAGAGCAGAAUGCUCAGCAGAGCAAUGUGCGCAGUGUCUGGCGCUUGCUCUCUACAUGGCGGAGCCUUAUUACACACCUGGUCAUUCAGGACAAGGCGGGAUUCGAGGGCAGCCCUAGCUUCUUCCCCUUCACCCAGGAGAAGAGCUCUAGACAGGGACACAGGAGGCUUGGCAGGCUCAGCACAUAGACCCUCCAAUGAAUGACCUUGGGCUUAUGACCUCCCUCUCCUGGCCUCAGCGUUUUGCCUGAGAUGGGCCAGGGCAGGCCUCCACUGAGGGCCAGUGUGAGGGUACAGAAAGAUACCCCCCUAGCCAUGUGCGCACUUGGUAGCCAGUACUCACGGGCGGAUGUCAGCGAGCUUUGAGCCUCUGGGCCUUGUUUUCUCUUCCGUGGAAGUGGAUGUUCCCCCAUCCUGGACUUGUUCCAGGUACUCAGGAGAUGGUGGUUUGGGCAGUGCCCGCCCAAGCUGACAGCCUGGGCCUGAAGCUCAUCAUUAUCCAUUUAGAUACGGCUCCCCCUUUGCCCCACGGGGACAGACUGCCCACAGCGAGAACCAGUGCCUCUACAUUUUCUGCUGAGGCUCCUUUCCUGACCACGCUUCCUCCGCAGCUGCUGGGCUAUGGCCAGAGGCUGUCAGGGAUCUGAGGACCAGCUGGGUGUCAUUGCCAGUGUCCUUGUCUAAGGAGGCCAGGCUGUAGAGAAGCCCUCCCCCACCUGCUCCUCCCUCCCCUCAACCUCCGCCCCCUGGCCCCCACCUUCGCAUGUCCCGGGCUUGGGAACCAAUGACCUUGUUUGGCCUGGUGUCCCCCGGGUUGGCAGCACCCUCCCGGCCUGCCGGCCUCCAGGGUGGGUCUCUGGUAUGCCUGGGCCCCUCCUGCUGGGUCUAGGGCUUCUGGGACCACAGAUUUAAUCUUGUUGCCUCUUUGCUGACCAGGCCCCUUCACCUGUGAUGUCUGGGUGGCUUUGGGCGGAAGCAGCUGUGUUGAUGUGUUGUGCAGGGCAGGGAGUUUGUCCAUAAACCUUUGUAGGGUGAGGGACCACCCUGUUUCCUCACCCCUGAAGUCAGCAUGGCCUGCCCAUUGACAACUAGUGUCUGGGAAGGGCCUGCUGUGCACCAGGCACUAUUUCAGGCAGUAACUCGUUGAAUUCUCACGAUGGCCCUCCAUGGUGGGGGGCUAUUAACACUCCAUUUUACAGGCUAGGCAAGUGAGGCUCUGAGAAGCAAAGUCACCUACCAGGGUCACAGAGCACAGGAGUGGUACAGGUAUGAUUUGAACCCAGCAUUGAAGUCCAGAGUCUGCGGUCAUAGCCCCUCAGGCUCCCUCAGCCUGGGAGAUACACUGUGGACAGGCUGAUUUGUAAUCUGCUAGCAAAGACAGGUGCUGCUUUGGAAUUUUCCAGAGUAGGCAGAGGCCCCCCGUUCCCAUUCUGGGAAUCCUUGAGACACUGUCCUGGAUCUGCAUUGUUCUUGACCAGGUGAGGGUUCGAGGGGUGUUGGUGUAGUCAGGCAAGGCUGGGCAUUGCCCUGGAAAAGACUGGGGGUUCGCGGGGGAGAUCGCAUUUCCUUUCUCUCCUCCUCCUUAGUGUUGGGACUUGAGGGUCAUGUAGAAAAUGCAGGAGAUACUAGGAUUUCUGCCUGAAGGCUGACUGGAUCCCUCCCAGGCUGGCUUCCUCCUUCCCUGUGGCCUGUUUCUGUCUCAUUCAUUCAUUAAUCCCUGAAACAUUGGUGAACACCUGUUUUGUGCACACCUCUGGGUGCUGGGUGCUACAUUGAACAAAGCUGACUCAGCCCUGCCCUCCUGGUGUGAGGCCAGCGACAGACAUGCAGAUAGUGUGGUGGUUGAUGCGGCGUCCACGGGAAGGGCCUUUUUGCAGCUGGGGUCUUAGGAAAGGCUCUGGGUGAGACCAGAGGCCAGCAGGCCAGUGCCAGGCAGGAAGAGGGGCUUAAGCAGGGGCUUUGGGGUGGGACUGGGAGGGACAGAAAUGCAGGCGAGGGGUAGAGAGUGAGCUGAGGGGACACACGGGUUUGGUGGUAGAAGUGUGUUUGCUUGCAUUUUGGAGGGCAGCCUUUAGGAGAGGAAAGCGAGGAGAAGGCUUUUUUUUUUUUUUUAAAUCGUUUCAGGCUUCCACCAAAGAAGAAUGCUUUCUGAGAGAGCCAGCUGGUCAGAGGAAGGGCUGGGUGAUUGAACUGUGUGGGGGCAAAUGCUUGGUUUUUAGCCUGUCUUGAGGCUGAUGUCACUUGCACCCACUCUGUGUGUGACUCUUGGGCAAGCUGCCUAAUCUCAGGACCCCUGUACUCACAUCCCAGGUGUCUGGAGGAUGCCACUUGGUCGUGCGUGUACAGGGCUCAGGGCCAGGCCCGGCUCCACUGGUGUUCCGUUUGUGGAGACAGUCCUGAUCCCUGAGCCCGGGCCAGGUAUACCCAGGAGUACUGUGUACUCAGGGCUCCCUGGCUGUGUGGGUGAGGCCGAGGGGACCAUCAGAAGUCCAGGGAGGGGAGGAGAAGGCAGGGUAUCCCAGUGACAUCCAGUUCAGGUUGGAGUCACCAGUCGGUGAAUCUGGCAUAGGGAGACCACCAGCAGCCCAGGGUGUGGUCCAACCAGUGGAGGCAUUGCAGGUAGAGCCCACUGCAGUGUGCCAUCCACAGUGAUAACCAGACUGAGAGAAGUAAGGGACAGCUUCACCGCUGGGACGCACAGUCCACAUAGAAGGGAGAAUAGUGACAGCAAGUGACGUUUGCCAAGAUCUUACUCUGUGCCAAGUACUGCGCUGCUGACAGACAUCUGGUAGGCUUAUCACAGGGGCCUGCUGGCAAGUGACUGAUGGUCAGGCAGAGAAGCAAAACGAUGGUCAGACAGGCAGGGGUGAUGGGGACAUGAGUCAGGUGGGGGUGAUGAGUCCUGUGUCCUGGCGACGUGUGGAUCAGAUACCAGGACAGUAUCUGAUGGUAGUCAGAUGGGAGUGAUAGGGAAGCUCUCAUGGUCAUGCCAUUUUGACCACGAGCCCAGGCCAAUGGAUUGUGGUGACAUUUAGGUCACAGGAGUAUCAGACCUACGUGUCCGGGUGAAGUUUAGAUCAGAGCAGUGUCAGGCUGAUGCCUUCAGUCAUAUGACUGCCAGAGCACCCUCCCCCCAGGUCUCCUAGCACCACUGAGACGAGAGUAAGCGGUGGUGUGUCAUGGUACUCUGACAGGUACCAGGCAGGUGUGUGAGUGAUGUUUCCACUGGAUGGGUCAAAUAGGCAGGUAUUUCGAGGCUUUAUUCAGGUCAUACAGGAACGACACAUGGAAAUGCCAUGGUGAUGUGAAGAUCUACAGGCUGGCAUGUCAUGGUGACCCUUGCAUCUGGAGAGAAGUAGCGCGAUAUGGGUCAGCAUCUCAGUGCCCAGCUAGAUGUGCCAGGUGGGUGUGUGGCCCCCUGGACAGGCCAGAGAAUGCUGUGAGGACUGCCAUGCCAGCAGCAGGCCUGUUGCGGAAGCUGUGAGGGGCCCUGCCCUCUGUGGGGCUCCUCCCUCGGCCCUUGGUGGCUACAGCACUGGGCCAGAAGCCCUGGAGCUCCCCUCAGUGGCUGCACCUGUAAGUACAAGGUAGAGACUGGCAGGGACAACAACAGUCCUUUGUGUACCAGAGCUGAGGGAGGGGGCACUUAGGGAGGGAAUGACAGGCCCUAGCUCCCAGAACCCCUGCCCACCUCAGGGGCUGCUGGACUCAGGAGAGUGGCUGGCAGCUCCCCAUCAACACUCACACACAAAUACACACUCCUCACACAAGAUGCUCGGAAUGCCGUCUCACGCCCUCUGCUGGGGGAGCCCUUUUCCUCACAGUCAUCCUUUACCUCCUGUCAGCCCUUGCCUCCCUCCCCCUCCAGGGAGAAUCCUUCCCUAAAGGGGAUGGUUUGGGCUGGACAGAGGGCGACUCCGGUGCUUGGCCAACCCAUCCUCUGUUGGGGAUUUGGGAGAAAAGCUGUGCCUGGCUGCCUGCAGGGCAAAGUCAAUGAGAAUGAAGUGUUUUUUCCAGAGCGUCGCCUGGGCCACCUCACAAUCUCCUCACGACGCCUCAGUGUACACCCAGGUGUUCCGGUCACUUUCAACAGAUGGCACAAGUGAGGCCCACAGGCAGAGGAUUCAGCUGGUCCUGUGGCCGAGCUGGGCUUUAGCCCUGGCCUCCUCCCUUUUUUCUAGAUCCCUCGAGAAAACUUACCCUUGACUACCCUUGAGGGCACUGGGUCCCAGCCCUCUGCCAAGGGUCCAGCCUCUCUCUUCCAUUUCUCCCGUGUCUUGUCGUGCUCUCCUUCUCCCAGCCAGGCUUGGUGGAUUCUCUCUCAAUGUAUGUGUGUGUUGGGGAGUGGGAGGAGGUCAUCUUACAUUUGCACAUGCACACGCAUGCAUGAGUGUGUUAGAGAAAUAAAGGGGUGGGAGUUUUGAGGCUUUGUGGCUGUCGAGGUCAAACACAGGAUGGUGGCGUGUGUGGAUGAAUGGCAGGUACGCAUUAUGGGUGUGUGCCUGGCAAGGGCGCCUUUUCAUGGACGUGUGUAACUCCAGGUGUGAUGUGUGUUUGUGCACACGUGUGCAGGGAGAAGAUGUAGAUGUGUGUUAGCAUGUGUUUGGGAAGACCGUGCGUGUGUGCGUGCAUGCGUGUGGGUGCUGUGUUUCGGGAGCUUUAGGAGCAGGUGUGAGUGUGUGUACACACGUGCACGCAGACGCAUAUACAGCUGGGCCUGGGGUGGAGGUGCACAGCUCAUUUUUGAAAGUGCUGCCCUUCCCUCUGGCACCCUCCAGCCCAUCGGCACCCUGCCCCACCUGGGCCCUGACGUGUUCUCCUACGU
Molecule: messenger RNA, 6926 nt
Organism: Loxodonta africana (African savanna elephant)
Lineage: Eukaryota; Metazoa; Chordata; Mammalia; Proboscidea; Elephantidae
Gene: PIN1
Product: peptidylprolyl cis/trans isomerase, NIMA-interacting 1
Exons: 3
Coding region: 33-440 (135 amino acids)
Cellular component (GO): nucleus; cytosol
Molecular function (GO): peptidyl-prolyl cis-trans isomerase activity; protein binding
Source: RefSeq, a predicted model, not a curated record